UAUACAAUGGGAGCCCUGUAUUGGCAAUUGAAUGACAUAUGGCCGGCGCCCAGUUGGGCAUCCAUUGAACACAACGGCAAAUGGAAAGUCUUGCACUCGUAUGCCAUUCACUAUUUGGAUAACCAUUUGGUGUCUCCCUAUGAGGACAGGGAUAAGAGUUUAAAAGUAUCGUUUGUAAGGGACGACUAUUUAGGACAGUUGUCAUUCAAUUAUUCAAUCAAAGUGUAUAAGUGGUCACAAGCAAAUAACUUUAUGUUAUUAACUGAACCGAAAAACUCAAAACUCGUGAAACCAAACAUAAAACUAAUUGAUGUGAAGAAGACGUCGACUGAAGUGAACGAUAAGACAGUGUUUGAGUUGAGUCUCUCAUCGGAAACUGUGGCCCCGUUUGUAGUGUUGGACUUCAAAGCAAACUCUGGAAUUAGGGCUCAAUUCAUGGAAAACGGAUUCUUUAUAUUUGACGGAAAGAAGACCAUUCAAAUGCAAACGGAAUCCAAAAUCACCGAAAAGGACAUCAAAGAUAAUCUAACCAUUAAGACACUCACAGAUGUUGCUUAA
Oppiella nova is the source of this 558-nucleotide messenger RNA. NCBI's taxonomy places the organism in Eukaryota, Metazoa, Arthropoda, Arachnida, Sarcoptiformes, Oppiidae. The record is from the annotation of a GenBank genome assembly.